CGACAAAAGUUUGCGGCGCCCUCCCGUCUGUGUAUAGUAAAAGACAAAAGAAACAGAUAAUUCCUAUUUUACCCUUUCCCUCUUUAAAUUCGUAUCACCUUUCUUUCGACCUCUGAGAAAAUUGCAGGUUUUUCACUCCUUUUCGGAUCAUGGACGCCCUUUCUUCCCCUUUCCUCACCGGCGGGAACCUCCUCCUCUCUCCGCCAAUCUCCAUCUCCCGACCGCCCUUUUCUAUGGCCAUAACAUCCGUUUUUACCGAAGAAACCCCCAAAACCGUGAAAAAAACGAAUGCGGAUUCUCCAUCGCCCCGACGACCUCCUCCUCCUGCAAUGGCGAAGGGCCCUUCCACCACACGACUCGAACCAUCUUUACCGGCGAGGUUUUUCAAUGCCUUUGACGACCUGAUCAACAACUUCAUAAACCCGCCGGUCAGUCCGUCGGUCGAUCCACGGUACGUCCUUGCCGACAACUUCGCUCCGGUGGACGAGUUACCACCGACGGAGUGUGAAGUCAUCCAAGGCUCGUUGGCUUCGUCUCUCAACGGCGCGUACAUUCGUAACGGCCCGAAUCCUCAGUACCUUCCCCGUGGGCCCUACCAUUUGUUCGACGGCGACGGGAUGCUUCACUCGCUUCGAAUCUCCAACGGCCAAGCCGUUCUGUGCAGUCGUUAUGUCAAGACUUACAAAUACAUUCUGGAGCGUGAUGCUGGUCAUCCUGUUUUCCCCAAUGUUUUCUCCGGCUUCAAUGGACUCACAGCCUCCGCCGCGCGGGGCGCCGUCGCAGCUGGCCGGGUGUUAACCGGCCAGUACAAUCCGGCGAACGGCAUUGGCCUUGCCAACACCAGUGUCGCUUUCUUUGGCGACCGCCUUUACGCCCUAGGUGAGUCCGAUUUACCGUAUUCGAUCCGAUUGGCUCCGAACGGCGAAAUUGAAACUCUCGGCCGCCAGGAUUUCGACGGAAAUCUGUUUAUGAGUAUGACGGCUCAUCCGAAAUUCGAUCCCGAUACUGGUGAAACAUUCGCGUUUCGGUACGGUCCUCUGCCUCCGUUUUUAACCUUCUUUCGAUUCGACAAAAACGGAGCCAAACAGUCCGAUGUACCGAUAUUUUCGAUGAAUCGACCUUCCUUCCUGCACGAUUUUGCAAUUACGAAAAAGUACGCUGUAUUUACAGAGAUUCAGAUUGGAUUUAAUCCUAUGCUGAUGAUAAUGGAAGGACGAUCUCCAGUUGGAACAGAUCCAUCGACAGUUUCAAGAGUAGGACUAAUUCCUCGAUACGCUAACGACGAAUCGAAGAUGGAGUGGUUCGAUGUACCUGGAUUUAACCUGAUUCACGCCAUUAACGCUUGGGAUGAAGACGACGCUGUGGUUCUGCUGGCGCCGAACAUUCUCUCCGUCGAACACACACUGGAGAGGAUGGAUCUGGUUCACGCCUUAAUGGAGGAGGUCAGAAUCGACUUGAAAACAGGAAUAGUUACGCGGCGGCCAUUGUCUACCAGAAACUUAGACUUUGGAGUGAUAAAUCCGUCGUACAUCGGGAAGAAAAACAAGUUCGUAUACGCCGGCGUUGGAGAUCCAAUGCCUAAGAUAUCGGGAGUAGUAAAGCUCGACGUGUCUCAAGAAGAACGCCGAGACUGCAUCGUUGCGAGUAGGAUUUUCGGGCCUGGUUGCUACGGCGGCGAGCCGUUUUUCGUGCCGAGGGAAAGGGAAAGUUCCGACAAGACGGCGUUGGAGGAAGACGACGGAUAUGUUGUCUCGUACGUUCACGACGAAAACUUCGGCGAGUCGAAGUUCAUCGUCAUGGACGCCAAGUCGCCGAAGCUCGAGAUUAUCGCUGUCGUGAAGCUGCCGCGUCGGGUCCCUUACGGCUUCCACGGAUUGUUUGUGAAAGAAAGUGAUCUCAAUAUGCUGUGAAAUGAAAUUAACCAACAAUAAUUUUAGGCCGAACCGGACCGUUCGAGUCGGUUCUCCGCUUAGAUGGGGGCAUCAUGAAGUAGAUUUUGUAUACCCAUCUUCUUAUAUUUAUAUAGUCUUAGACUAUUUCACAAAUUAUUUUUA
Cucurbita maxima (winter squash) is the source of this 2054-nucleotide messenger RNA. Its product is annotated as probable carotenoid cleavage dioxygenase 4, chloroplastic. The record is from RefSeq and is a predicted model, not a curated record. The transcript has 2 exons. Bases 150 to 1910 code for a protein of 586 amino acids. Gene Ontology annotation, molecular function: carotenoid dioxygenase activity. NCBI's taxonomy places the organism in Eukaryota, Viridiplantae, Streptophyta, Magnoliopsida, Cucurbitales, Cucurbitaceae. Gene Ontology annotation, cellular component: chloroplast stroma. Gene Ontology annotation, biological process: carotene catabolic process.